Messenger RNA from Clupea harengus (Atlantic herring), 1510 nucleotides. RefSeq names its product zDHHC palmitoyltransferase 16a (gene zdhhc16a). Lineage: Eukaryota; Metazoa; Chordata; Actinopteri; Clupeiformes; Clupeidae. Gene Ontology annotation, molecular function: palmitoyltransferase activity. The record is from RefSeq and is a predicted model, not a curated record.
AUACUGAGAUUCUGCUAACGCUAACUUCAGAAGACCUGGGGGUGACGGUUGUAAGACCUUUGAAAACCAGCGUAACUCAGGACAACUGCAAUGAGAGUUCGCCGCGCCUAUUUGUAAACAUGCGCACUGGUCGGUUGCACUGAUUGGAUCGUGAAAGGACCGAAGAACUGUCCCACUGCGUUGUUUUUGUGCCAUCAUCAGGGAGCAAAACCUACCUUUCCGUAUCAUGACCUGAGGCGCACGGCGCCGUGCCAUUAAGACCGGAUCAGAGCCAGGAUGCGGGUGUGCCCGGCAGGGCCUGUCCUGCUGAAGUGUGUGCGUGUGUGUUGUCGUCGGGGGCGGGGGCGUGUGCCGCGGUGUGUGAGGGAAGCGUGGGGGUACACACACCUCCUGGCGCGCUCGCUCUGCUUCAACUCGCUCAUCAGCUGGGACGUGGUCAACGACUCGCUCUUCGAACCCGUCUUCUGGGCCGCCGACCGCCUCACACGAUGGUUCGGGCGGGUGUUUGUGUGUUUAGUAGUGGUGUUGACGAGCUCUAUCGUGCUGAUUGCGUACCUGGUGUUGCUGCCGAUGGUGAUUCACACGUACGCCCCCUUGUGGAUCGUGUGGCACCUGUGCUACGGCCACUGGAACCUCGUCAUGAUCGCCUUCCACUACUACAAGGCCACGCGCACAUCGCCCGGAUACCCACCCACAAUGAAAAAUGAUCUUCCUUUCGUGUCAUUUUGCAAGAGGUGUGUCACCCCCAAACCAGCCAGAACACACCACUGUGGAAUCUGCAAAACGUGCAUUCUCCGGAUGGAUCAUCACUGCCCGUGGCUGAAUAACUGCGUGGGCCACUUUAACCAUCGUUACUUCUUCUCCUUCUGUGUGUUCCUCACGCUGGGUUGUGUGUGGUGCAGCAUCAGCGGCAGGAACCUCUUCAUAGACGCCUACAACGCCAUGGAGCACUUUAAAGCUUUGGAAGUGGAGCAACCUGGUGUUCCGGUGAAGGGGGUGGGGCUUCUGAUCGGCAUCGUGCCUCCUGAAGCCAUGAAUGGGCAGAGCUCCUACCAGACCCCUCCCCCCACCUUCACCUACAAGGAAAAACUGAUGAACAAGAGCGUCAUCUACAUGUGGGUCCUCACCAGUACUGUGGCUGUGGCUCUCGGCGGUCUAACGCUGUGGCAUGCCAUGCUGAUCUCCCGCGGAGAGACGAGCAUCGAGAGGCACAUCAACAAGAAGGAGCGCGAACGUCUUACCAAACGUGGCAAGGUCUACAGAAACCCCUUCCAUUAUGGACGACUGAACAACUGGAAACUCUUCUUGGGUGUUGAGAAGAGAAGUCAUUGGGUAACUCGGGUCCUCCUGCCCUCUAGCCACGCCCCUCACGGUGACGGCCUGACAUGGGACUUCCCCCUGAGAAAAAAGGAACCUCUUCCUGUGUGACACACACACACUCCUCCCCUCCUCUGCUCUCCCUUCCUCUUCUUCUUUUUGUCUCCUCUCCCCCUCCUCCUCUCUGUGUGUG